CGCGGUCCAGCCAAGUCCAACCCACCCCACCACACCCACCACGUCGUCGACGCCGACGCGUCGCCAACGGAAACUUCUCAAAGCGCCGACGGGGUUCCACGGCGCCCGUAAUUUCAACCGUCCCCACCGCCGCGGGCUCCUCCUGACGGACCCCGAAGGUCGCCGUGACUCCCGCCCCUCGCCGGCGACGUCCGGCAUGCCGUCCUCCCGCCUCGUCCACCUCAUCCUCCUCGCGACGCUCUCGCUCCUCCUCGCCCAAACCCUAGCCUCCUCUGCCCCCGUGCCCGCCGCCGCGUCGGCGUCGACGGAGUCCGGCGACCCCUGCGCGGCCGCCGUAGCUGACGGGGAAGCUGACGUUCCGCUGUGCCCCGUGCGGUGCUUCCGCCCUGACCCGGUCUGCGGCGCCGACGGGGUCACGUACUGGUGCGGCUGCCCCGAGGCGACCUGCGCGGGCGCCCGCGUGGCGCGACGCGGCUACUGCGAGGUCGGCGCCGGCUCCGGCUCCGCGCCCGUCUCGGGCCAGGCGCUGCUGCUCGUCCACAUCGUCUGGCUCUUCGUGCUCGGCGCCGCCGUCCUCCUCGGUUUCCUCUGAUGCGCCUCUCGCGUUCCCGCAGUUAUAUUCCCCUCCCCCAUAUUCUUUGUCCCGAUCUUGUGUUGGUUGUUGCCUUCUUGUUGUGCUGUUGAUGGCUGAGGAAUUGCGAUGUAACGAUUUAGUUGUAAUUUUGAGAGGAUCCGUCUAGAGAUGUAACCCGGUUCUUCGUCAGAUCUGUCGGGUUCAGCUGUGCUCAACACUUCGAAGCAGAGCUGCGAUGAUUGGUUGUCAAAUGUUGUAGGUUGAGGUCAUGUAAAACAGUUGUAAAUUCCUCAUUAACGAAUCGCAUUGAUCAGAUUGUUUUGUUGUCCA
Messenger RNA from Zea mays, 904 nucleotides. Its product is annotated as serine-type endopeptidase inhibitor. The coding region runs from base 197 to 592 and encodes 131 amino acids. NCBI's taxonomy places the organism in Eukaryota, Viridiplantae, Streptophyta, Magnoliopsida, Poales, Poaceae. The transcript has a single exon. The record is from RefSeq and is marked validated.